CCUCUGUUUCUUUAAAGAAGAAGGAGAAAAAGGGAAACUUUUCAUACAUUCUUGUUGUUGUUGUUCUUCUUCUUCUCUCAAAACUUUCCAGCAAUCCAACAGUUGUCUUUUGAUUCCUUAAUGAGAAGCUCCACGUCCAUGGCGGCUGCUUCUUCUUUCUCUGCAGCAUUCUACUCUGGGAUUCCAUUGAUAGACCUCUCUGCACCAGAUGCUAAACAACUCAUUGUCAAAGCUUGUGAAGAACUCGGAUUCUUUAAGGUUGUCAAACAUGGUGUCCCCAUGGAAUUAAUCUCCUCUCUUGAAUCAGAAUCCACCAAAUUCUUCUCCCUUCCCCUCUCUGAAAAACAGAGAGCUGGCCCUCCUUCCCCUUUUGGCUAUGGAAACAAACAAAUUGGCCGCAAUGGCGAUGUCGGUUGGGUUGAAUAUCUCCUCUUGAACACUCAUCUCGAAUCCAACUCCGAUGGGUUCCUCUCCAUUUUCGGCCAAGACCCACAAAAACUCCGCUCUGCUGUGAACGAUUACAUCUCGGCUGUGAGGAACAUGGCGGGUGAAAUCCUCGAGCUAAUGGCGGAAGGGUUGAAGAUUCAACAACGAAACGUGUUCAGUAAGCUCGUGAUGGAUGAACAGAGCGACUCUGUUUUCAGAGUGAACCAUUAUCCGCCAUGUCCAGACCUUCAAGCUUUAAAAGGAACAAACAUGAUUGGAUUUGGAGAACACACAGACCCUCAAAUCAUUUCAGUUUUGAGAUCAAACAACACUUCUGGAUUUCAAAUCUCUCUCGCAGAUGGGAAUUGGAUAUCUGUUCCUCCCGAUCACAGCUCCUUCUUCAUCAAUGUUGGUGACUCUUUACAGGUGAUGACUAAUGGAAGAUUCAAAAGUGUGAAGCAUAGGGUUUUGACAAACAGCUCGAAGUCAAGGGUUUCAAUGAUCUACUUCGGUGGGCCACCGUUGAGUGAAAAGAUAGCUCCUUUAGCUUCCCUUAUGCAAGGAGAAGAAAGAAGUUUGUACAAAGAGUUUACAUGGUUUGAGUACAAAAGAUCAGCUUACAACUCCAGGUUGGCUGACAACAGGCUUGUGCCCUUUGAAAGAAUUGCAGCCUCAUAAUCUUUAUCCAAAAUUAGGGUCGGAGAUGUUCGGAUAGUAGUUCGGUUCAACAACGUAUGAACGUGUCGAGAUGAACUUUCGGUCUCUAACUGUUAGCUUUUGGAUAGUUUAGUUCAACGAUAAAUAGAGGUGACAGGAUUCGAACAUCUGAUCUGUUAGUUAGUUAACUAAUCAGUGAGUGUUUUUCUUUUUAGUUUGUUAUCCGUGUAGUCUUCUUAAUACAAAAGGUAUUACUGUUUUUUCUUUUGGGUAUUAUGAGUUGUCAAAAAUAGUACAACACGUUGGUGUUUGUAAGAAACGUGGGAGUUCUCGAAAAGAAGGGUUGUUGUCUCGAGAUGUAUAUUUGUGAGAAACGAGGAUGUGUAAGUAAUAGCCAAUGUGUGUUGUCAAAAUUUGUCUGAA
This is a messenger RNA of Cucurbita maxima (winter squash), 1506 nucleotides long. RefSeq names its product gibberellin 2-beta-dioxygenase 1-like. Gene Ontology annotation, biological process: gibberellin catabolic process; response to light stimulus. NCBI's taxonomy places the organism in Eukaryota, Viridiplantae, Streptophyta, Magnoliopsida, Cucurbitales, Cucurbitaceae. The transcript is spliced from 3 exons. The record is from RefSeq and is a predicted model, not a curated record. The coding region runs from base 121 to 1104 and encodes 327 amino acids.